CCACAGUGCCACGUCAGGCCUGUAGCAAGUGCUCGUCUUCUUUCUGCCUCCCCAAGGUUAGAGAUAGGCCCGCCCGACUGGCAGGAAGCACUCAAAGAAAAAACAGGCACUCGGAGCCGGACUGAAACUCUCACGCCAGGAUCAGUUUUAAAUUUUCUCCUACACGAAAGCUUAAAGUGUAGGCUGCGACUUCUUUUCUCUGCGCACAUUCACGCAUAUGGCGUUAUUUCGUCUGUAGACAGGAGACAAUAUUUUUUUAUAUCGUCUGGUGCUUGAUGGAAACGCGCAAUCAUAAAAAAUGGUUGCAUUUGGAGACCAUCCGUGAAUGCGAUCUGACAUCCGUGCGUCAGAAAGGACAGGUCUGCAAGCUGGAAUCCUAGCCGGGUGUGAAGAGUCCUCGCUGAGCACCUUUAUUGCGGCGCGGGAGUGAAGGUGACUUGAGCCCCGACGCAGUCAAGGCAAUGCGGAGAGGAGCCACAGGCGCUCAUCCUGUACUUUUCCUGCGCCCUCAGGCUCGUCUGGGAUUUUUUUCCCACCCUUUCCCACAAUAAAUAAAGGUAGUGACAAAGAGCAAUAAGAAUAAAUCGAGCUUCAGUUGGAGAAGGUGAACUGGGUCUGUAAAGAGGUAAUAAGGCGACCGGUAAAGGGUGCAGGGUGGUCAGGUAGGAGACGAACAGCGGUGUAGGAGUUUUCUGUAUUAUUAUUAUUAGUGGUAAUAUUCGUGGCUGGGAUCAGACAGAAUCGUUCCGUCUUGGGGCUGUUUUAAUAGUGGAUGUGUAUGCAUGAGUUCUGCAUCGAAUGGGCGCAAAAACCGCCCCAGAUCCGCCGGGAACAUCUUCCAGAUCGGCAAGCCUCCGUGCAGAGACCAGCAGCGGAGGGAGAGCACCGAGAGUACCCGCAAAGCUCAGCGCGCCGUGGCCGACUGCAGAAUGGAGGAAGUUGGAGUACCCGCAGAGAAACCCCACAUUCAAUGGAAGAACAUGCAUACUCCUUGCAGAAAGACCAGGCUGAUCGUCCAAGAAUUCAACACACUUGUGGCUUUGUACCGUGAGCUGGUCAUCUCCAUUGGUGAAAUCACUGUGGACUGUCCUUCUUUGCGAGCUGAAAUGCUGAAGACCCGAACUAAAGGCUGCGAAAUGGCGAGGUCGGCUCACCAGAGUCUCUCCUUAAUUUCAGGGCCGGAGGACGGGGAAAUCCACCCUGAGAUCUGCAGGCUCUUCAUCCAGCUGCAGUGCUGUCUGGAGAUGUACAUCACAGAGAUGCUGAAAUCCGUCUGCUUGCUGGGAUCCCUGCAGCUCCAUAGAAAAGGUAAAGAUUCAUGUUGUCCUCCUCGAGUCGACAGUAAGACUGAAGAUUCUGACAUCCCCAUCCUGGAGGACACCUCUUCCUCACCCACUGAUUGUCCUCAGCUCUGCUGGCUGGUGGCCAACGACAUAGAAAAUAUUGAAAAGGAUAUGAGAGAUAUGAAGAACCUUCUAAGUAAACUCAGGGAGACAAUGCCUUUACCACUGAAGAAUCAAGAUGACAGCAGCUUGCUGAACCUGACCCCCUACCCUCUUGUCCGACAGAGGAAAAGGCGCUUCUUUGGGCUCUGCUGUCUGGUAACCAGCUAAAGUCCCUCCCCCUCCUUACGUAGGAGGCGACAACAAAGACACCAUCACCCACUGUCUGUCACCACUCGUGUCUCCCACCGAUCUACUACUGCCACUUUCAAAUCAAUUUUUUUUUCCUCUUUUUUUUUUUUUUUUUUUUAAAAAAGCUGCCCAUUUUAUAAUUUUAUUUUGUAAUACAAUGGAGAAUUGUAAGUACGAUGUAAUAAUAUCAAACAUCACAGUCAUAUAUUUUAGGAUAUUUUGCAGAAGCUUUUUCCAUUUUUGGUAAAAUGAAACAGCUGCUUUACUAA
Messenger RNA from Fundulus heteroclitus (mummichog), 1903 nucleotides. RefSeq names its product regulator of G protein signaling 7 binding protein a (gene rgs7bpa). Gene Ontology annotation, cellular component: neuron projection; postsynapse; nucleus. The record is from RefSeq and is a predicted model, not a curated record. The transcript is spliced from 7 exons. Gene Ontology annotation, biological process: G protein-coupled receptor signaling pathway. Bases 783 to 1613 code for a protein of 276 amino acids. Lineage: Eukaryota; Metazoa; Chordata; Actinopteri; Cyprinodontiformes; Fundulidae.